Messenger RNA from Amaranthus tricolor (Joseph's coat), 3887 nucleotides. RefSeq lists its product as uncharacterized. Gene Ontology annotation, molecular function: ATP binding; ATP hydrolysis activity. The record is from RefSeq and is a predicted model, not a curated record. The transcript has 24 exons. Gene Ontology annotation, cellular component: mitochondrial outer membrane. Bases 342 to 3338 code for a protein of 998 amino acids. NCBI's taxonomy places the organism in Eukaryota, Viridiplantae, Streptophyta, Magnoliopsida, Caryophyllales, Amaranthaceae.
CACAAUCUAUCAACAUAUUUCAACAGAUCAAUUAAACCAACAACCUACAAUCUAUCAAAAACAUCGACAUUGAACUCGAUAAUAACUCCAACCAGCGAAAGUUUCAAAAUCGUUAACAUGUCACUUCGACUUCAAACAUUAUACAUUUCAUAUAUAGCUAAUGCCUAACAUAGUCCCGUGACAUUUGGGUGCGAGGAAAGUAUUUUGAUAAGCCCUAAUUUUCGAGAAAAUUGGAUAUUCUUCCGUUAUUCAUCCCCUGUUUUAGUUGAAAAACCCUAACUUAUUAAGUUUCGACUUCUUUUCCUAUUCUUAAAGGUUUUUCUUUCGAAAGAGAAGUUGCAAUGCUUGCCAGAAGAUUCAAAUGUAAAAAUCAGAGGUGGGAGGAAAUUUUCCAAUCAUUAAAGUAUUCGAUAAGAUUGUAUGGGAAUGAUUGUUUGAGUAUUCAAUGCAAUCAUGGAGUUUCAAUCACGGGAAAUGAUUCUUUUCGGGGCAAUUAUGUACGGCAGCAUAUGUUAGAAUCUUGUAGGGCUUUUGACGCUGUAAGAAGUUCAUUCCCGUUCAUUGGGAGGUCAUAUUUUUCGUGGCAGGGUGGUGGUUCUCGAUUUUAUAGUUCAAAAGACAGUGGGGGGAAUGCUAGAGAUGAGGAACAUGUAUCAGUUAGGGAUGGGGUUAACUUUGAUAAGAAUGGUGCUCGACAGAUAGGACCUAAGGGAGAUGCGCUUCAAUAUGAUCAGCAUGCUCGGUUGGGCGAGCAGGAGCAGAAGGAGUGGCUUACGAACGAGAAGCAAGCUAUUGAGAAUAAAAGAAAACAGUCCCCUUUUCUUACUCGCGGUGAAAAGCUUAAAAAUGAAUUCUUGAGGAGGAUCAUUCCAUGGGAGAAGAUCACUGUUUCAUGGGAAACGUUUCCCUAUUAUGUUCAUGAUCAUACCAAAAGCCUCUUAAUGGAUUGUGCUUCUUCCCACAUACAACACAAGAAAUUAACCUCUGCAUAUGGGUUUCGUUUACGGUCUUCGAGCGGGAGGAUACUACUUCAAAGUGCUCCAGGCACGGAACUCUAUCGAGAGAGAUUGGUUAGAGCACUUGCUCGUGAAUUAAAAGUUCCCCUAUUAGUUCUUGACAGCAGUGUUCUUGCUCCUUAUGACUUUGGAGAUGACGGUGUGUCUGAAAAUGAUUCAGAUGAUGAGCAUGAAGAUUCUGGUGAAGAAGAGGGCACUUCCAAAUCAGAAGAUGAGGAUGAAAAUGAGGAGUGGGCUAGCAAUGUUGACACAAAAUCAGAUGCUUCCGAGGAUGAGGAAACUGAUGUGCAAUCUACAGCAGAAGCCCUUAUGAAGCUUAUACCAUUCAAUCUUGAGGAGUUUGAGAAGAGAGUAUCUGGAGAAUGUGAAAGUUCUUCCGAAACCAGCAAUUCUGAGCCUGUUGACAAUCAGACUGCUGAUGCAUCACAACGACCUUUGAGGAAAGGUGACCGUAUCAAGUACAUUGGGCCGUCGGUGCAAGUUGAAGCGGAUAACAGAGAGAUACCAACUGGGCAGCGUGGUGAAGUUUAUGAGGUUGAGAAAGGACGUGUAGCUGUCAUUUUAGACAAGGGGGAAAAGGAUGAUAGUACAGAGCAAGAUGCAAAACCUCCCAUAUACUGGAUUCAAGUAAAGGAUAUUGAGUGUGAUCAUGAUGCUCAGGCUGAGGACUGUUACAUUGCCGUGGAAGCUUUGUGUAAAGUUUUACAGUCACAGCAACCUCUCAUUGUGUACUUUCCAGAUUCCUCAUUGUGGUUAUCACGUGCAGCUCCAAAAUCCAACCGUGCAGAGUUUGUUAGCAAGGUUGGAGAAAUGUUUGACCAAUUAUCAGGUCCAUUGGUCUUAAUUUCUGGGCAAAACAAAGUUGAAACUGGUUCAAAGGAGAAGGAGAGUUUUAAAAUGGUACUCCCAAAUUUUGGACGCCUUGCCAAGCUGCCUCUUACAUUAAGAAGACUGACAGAAGGUUUUAAAGCAACUAAGAGAUCUGACGAAACAGAUUUAAAUAAGCUUUUUACUAAUGUAGUGUGCAUACAUCCUCCAAAGGAGGAAGAGCAACUUGUUACUUUCAAUAAACAGCUUGAAGAAGAUCGUAGAAUAGUAAUCUCACGCAGCAAUCUGAAUGAACUUCACAAGGUCCUUGAAGAGCAUGAACUGGCUUGUUUAGAGUUACUGCAGGUUGACACAGAUGGUGUGGUCCUGACAAAACAAAAGGCUGAAAAAGUUGUUGGUUGGGCCAAAAAUCAUUACUUGGCUUCAUGUGUUCUUCCCUCUAUUAGAGGGGAUAGACUCAACCUACCUUAUGAUAGCCUGGAGGUUGCAAUUUCGAGGUUAAAGGAGCAGGAAACGUUAACAAAAAAGCCUUCACAAAAGUUGAAGAAUCUUGCAAAGGAUGAGUACGAGAAUAACUUUGUUUCCGCUGUAGUUCCUUCUGGAGAAAUCGGUGUCCGGUUUGACGAUGUUGGUGCUCUUGAAGAUGUGAAGAAGACAUUAAAUGAACUGGUUAUUCUUCCAAUGAGAAGGCCAGAGCUUUUCUCUCAUGGCAAUUUGCUUCGGCCUUGCAAAGGGAUUUUGCUUUUUGGGCCCCCUGGAACUGGAAAAACUCUUCUUGCCAAAGCGCUUGCAACUGAGGCAGGAGCGAAUUUUAUUAGCAUUACUGGUUCGAAUCUGACUUCAAAGUGGUUUGGAGAUGCUGAAAAGCUGACAAAGGCUCUUUUUUCUUUUGCUAGUAAACUGGCACCAGUCAUUAUAUUUGUUGAUGAGGUUGACAGUUUGCUUGGUGCUCGUGGUGGUGCCGUGGAACAUGAGGCAACUAGAAGAAUGCGUAAUGAAUUUAUGGCAGCCUGGGAUGGGUUAAGGACAAAGGAUAGCCAAAGAAUCUUAAUCCUUGGUGCAACAAAUCGCCCAUUUGACCUGGAUGAUGCUGUUAUUCGUCGUCUGCCAAGACGGAUAUAUGUAGACUUGCCAGAUGUAGAAAAUCGAAUGAAAAUUUUGAAAAUAUUUCUUGCUCAAGAGAACCUUGAGCCAAAUUUUCGAUUUGAUGAGCUAGCAAAUGUGACAGAAGGAUAUUCUGGAAGUGAUUUGAAGAACCUUUGCAUUGCUGCAGCUUAUAGACCUGUCCAGGAACUUUUGGAAGAAGAGAAUAAGGCUGGUAAGAAUGAUACAUCAUCUAUACUACGACCACUUGGUUUGGAUGAUUUUGUUCAGUCGAAGUCUAAGGUAGGACCUUCAGUUGCCUAUGAUGCAGCCAGCAUGAAUGAGCUUCGAAAGUGGAAUGAACAGUAUGGGGAAGGUGGAAGCCGGAAAAAGUCACCAUUUGGUUUCUAAUAAAGCUUUAAAACAAUUGCAGUGGAAUGAACAGUAUAGAUCAGGUGGAAGCCCUUGUUGACCUUUUUGGAGACGAAUUUACAGCAGCCCUGUGAUUUUGAAAAUUGAUUAACAUGCAUCAAUCUCGUAGAUGUGAAAGGGCAGAGAAGGAUUUCAAGAAUACGUUGUGCAAAAGAUGACCAGGAUUUCUGUGCCCUCUAAACAAGACAAGCCUGAGCGUUUCUCCUCGUCUGGAGAGCAUGCUAUUUGAUUUACGGGCAAAACGUUUGACAUAAGCCUUGUAACUUAGAAAUAGGUUUAAUUAAAAUUUCAGUUCAGUUUUACAGAAAAGGAGAAAAAAAGGAACGUCUAUUGUUAAGGGGUUGAGAUUUAAAAGGCGGUUUACUCGUGUGUUGAGGGCAGGAGGUGUCUUGAAGGGAUGUUGCACACAGGCAUUACUCUAUGUAUAUCUUAUAAGUCUUGAUGCUUGUAAUAUUUUUUGAUCCUUUAUAAUGUGUAUUCUUCUUGAAACAAUACUUGUGUUAUGUAACGGAAACAUGGAAAUAUCUU